Messenger RNA from Mustela erminea (ermine), 1773 nucleotides. RefSeq names its product protein-L-isoaspartate (D-aspartate) O-methyltransferase (gene PCMT1). Bases 72 to 929 code for a protein of 285 amino acids. Gene Ontology annotation, cellular component: cytoplasm. The transcript has 8 exons. Lineage: Eukaryota; Metazoa; Chordata; Mammalia; Carnivora; Mustelidae. The record is from RefSeq and is a predicted model, not a curated record. Gene Ontology annotation, molecular function: protein-L-isoaspartate (D-aspartate) O-methyltransferase activity. Gene Ontology annotation, biological process: protein modification process.
UUCUGCCCGCGGCCCCACCCCGCCGCACCCGAGGCCGCACAGCGUCACAGAGCGCAUGCGUGCCGCGGGGGAUGCCGGGAGCGCGCAGUGGCGGCACCGGCGGCGACAGCAGUCGCAGCGGAGACUACAGCGGGGACGCGAGCGGGGCGGUGACCGUGUGGGAGGUGGUCUCACUCUUGGGGAAGCUGCUGGGUACCGUCGCCGCGCUGAAGGUGGUUCUGUACCUGCUCCGGGUGUGCUUAGCGAUGGCCUGGAAAUCCGGCGGCGCCAGCCACUCGGAGCUAAUCCACAAUCUCCGCAAAAAUGGAAUCAUCAAAACAGAUAAAGUAUUUGAAGUAAUGCUGGCCACAGACCGUUCCCACUAUGCAAAAUGUAAUCCUUAUAUGGAUUCUCCACAAUCAAUAGGUUUCCAAGCAACAAUCAGUGCUCCACACAUGCAUGCAUAUGCGCUAGAACUUCUAUUUGAUCAAUUGCAUGAAGGAGCUAAAGCUCUCGAUGUAGGAUCUGGAAGUGGAAUCCUUACUGCAUGUUUUGCACGUAUGGUUGGCUCUAGUGGAAAAGUCAUAGGAAUUGACCACAUUAAAGAACUAGUAGAUGACUCAAUAAAUAAUGUCAGAAAGGACGAUCCAAUGCUUUUGUCUUCAGGGAGAGUGCAGCUCGUUGUGGGGGAUGGAAGAAUGGGGUACGCCGAAGAAGCCCCUUAUGAUGCUAUUCAUGUAGGAGCUGCAGCGCCAGUUGUGCCGCAGGCACUGAUAGACCAGUUAAAGCCUGGUGGGAGAUUGAUAUUGCCAGUUGGUCCCGCAGGUGGAAACCAGAUGUUGGAGCAGUACGACAAGCUACAGGACGGCAGUGUCAAAAUGAAACCCCUGAUGGGAGUGAUAUACGUGCCUUUAACAGAUAAAGAGAAGCAGUGGUCCAGGUGGAAGUGAUUUUAUCUUCUGCUCUUUCUUCUUCCACACAUGCAAGGGAUGAACUGUAAAAGCGCCAUCAGCUUGACCGGUAUAUAAUAUUACAGUGGAUUGCUCAUCUCAGUCCUCAGAGCUUUUUGAAAACCAACAGCAUCACAGCUUGUUUUGGACUUCGUUACACUAUUAUUUUCAGCAUGAAAAUGUGUGGUUUUGUAGGGUUUCUAGUUCUUCAAAGAGGCACAGAAGCCGAGUUGGUGAAAGAACGAUGCAGAGUAUAAAUUUGUGUAUUAUUACUUUAACACGCCCACAUUUUACUUUAAAAUAUUAAAAGACGGGGUUCCACUAAAUGGAAGACUUAGUUUGUGAAUUAAUUUCGAGGAGUGGUUUUUCUUAGACACUUAAUUCUGUUUCAAUAUUAAUUUAUCAAAAUGCUCUUGUGCAUAUCAGAUAACACCACCGUUCACAAGUUAAGAUUCCUGGUUUUUGGAUGUCUGUUAGCUGCCACUAAGAAAAUAGAGAUGAGCUUCCUUUUUAAAGCUUUUGAUGUGGUGUCAUAGAGUAGCAUGUUGUAGAUACAAUCAGCUGCUUUGUUACCUUAAAACUAAGCAUUUGUAAAUAUUAAAACUUGAGAAGAUGGCAGGUGAUGUCCUUUACCACACUUAGCUGUUCAGAUUGGACGUAACUAACAUAGUUCUUCCUUUCCCUCUUAACAAUUUUAGGAGACUUGUAGCUCAGUAUCGUUUUUUCUGUUUCUAAUUUGCUGCUGAUAAUGUAUAUGAAUUUACCAUGCUGUAUAAGCUGGGGCCCGGUCACUGAACAGUUUAUGCAGUGCUGCUUUGCCAAAUAAAGUUAAAAGUAAAAGAGG